Prunus mume (Japanese apricot) is the source of this 2495-nucleotide messenger RNA. Its product is annotated as Leucine-rich repeat (LRR) family protein. The record is from RefSeq and is a predicted model, not a curated record. NCBI's taxonomy places the organism in Eukaryota, Viridiplantae, Streptophyta, Magnoliopsida, Rosales, Rosaceae. Gene Ontology annotation, molecular function: protein binding.
CAACUAUUUUGCUCUUUUGGCUGUUACUUACCUGUAUAAAUAAAGAGGUACAUAGUUCCCUUGAGACAUAUUCAAUCCAUCCAUCCCACAUUUUUAUUAUUACCAUUAUUAUGUAUUCUGAAACACACUUCCAUAUUCAGAUUGUUUCCAUUUCCACCAUCCUUUUUCAUCAUUAAACCUUCCUGUCUACGGGAAGGCCUCAAGAAAUAGAAUAAGCCCGUGUCUGCUGCUUUCAAGCUUUUCCCACCUUUUCCAUUCUAAAUUAUAAUUUGGGGACCAUCUAGCAAGCUAGAUUUCAACCCCCCCCUGUCAAUCAGAUCCCCAAUACACUAGAAAUUUCCAUAUUUUUUUUUCUUUUUCUUUUUCUUCUAAAUAAUCAGAUCGUUCAUCAUAGGAUCAAAAUGAAAAUGCCAGUCGUGGUCCUGAGAUGGGUUUCCAACUCCAACCAAAUUAUGCUAGUAUUAUCACUAAUAUUGUAUUGUAUGUUGUCAAUAGUGCUAGUGUCCUCGUCUGAAGCUCAAACAGAAACUGGAGGAGGAGGAGGAGGAGGAUCCCCUGUUUGCGCAGAAGCAGAUAGAGCUUCCCUUGUGAGCUUCAAAGGCAGAAUCAUCAAGGACACAACAGGAAUUCUUUCUUCAUGGAUAGGCAGAGACUGCUGUGGAGGAGGUUGGGAAGGUGUUGAGUGCAAUCCAGCUGGGAGGGUUACUGUGUUGCAGUUGCAGAGACCAGCUACGGCUACUGGUGAUGCUGCUGCAGAUAGAGACUCUGGCCUUUACAUGAAGGGCACUCUCUCCCCUUCUCUGGGCAAUUUGAAUUUCUUGGAGGUAAUGGUAAUCAGUGGGUUCAAGCAAAUCACAGGUCCAAUUCCUGAGAGCUUCUCUAAUCUCGCCCACCUCACCCAAUUGGCCCUUGAAGACAAUUCCCUCGGAGGGAACAUUCCUCCAGGUUUAGGUCAUUUGUCCUCCCUCCAAAGCCUCUCCCUCAGCGGCAACCGUUUCAGGGGUCAGAUUCCCCCAACCCUAGGCCAUCUCACCAAUCUCGUCCAAAUCAAUUUAAAAAGCAAUUUCCUCACUGGUCCAAUCCCUCCCACUUUUCAAAAUUGUCAUGCUUUGCAGUAUCUUGAUCUCAGCUUCAAUAUGUUGUCCGGCCUCAUUCCAGAUUUCAUUGGUGGCCGCUACUUACCAAACCUCACUUUGAUUGACCUCUCCAAUAACCAGUUUUCUGGUCAGAUGCCGAUUUCCCUCUUCAGCUUGCCCAAGCUUUUGGACCUCUCUCUGAACCAUAACCAGCUGACCGGCAUAAUCCCAGUCCAGGUGGAGGGUCUCAAAUCCCUUACCAGUCUUUCAUUGAGCUCCAAUCGCCUUACCGGCCACAUUCCCAUUUCCAUUUCAAGGUUGCACAACCUCUGGUACCUAAAUUUAUCUGCCAAUGGGCUUUCAGACCCUCUUCCCUCUACCCUUGCCACGGGCAUUCCUUCUCUCUUGUCAAUAGACUUGUCUUACAACAAGCUCAGUUUGGGGAAAGUUCCAGAUUGGAUCAGGAGCAGACAGCUUCGAGAUGUUCAUCUUGCCGGCUGCCAGUUAAGCGGAACCCUCCCAAGCUUUGCAAAGCCUGAUUCUUUCAACUCCAUUGACCUCUCUCAUAAUCAUUUUACUGGUGGAAUUUCAAACUUGUUGACCAACAUGUCAAGCCUGCAGAACCUCAACCUCUCCAACAACCAACUCAAGGCUGAUCUUUCAGAAAUCAAGUUGCCCGACACCCUUUCUUCCCUAGAUGUACACGCAAAUCAGCUCACCGGAUCUCUCUCAGGGUCGACAGGAAUCUUAAAUGACAGGGCAAGCAGCUUUUUGGAGUUCGUAGAUGUAUCCAACAACCAAAUUUCUGGUGGCAUCCCAGAGUUUAGGGAAGGCUUGAGGCUGAAAGUGCUCGACGUAGGAAGCAACAAGAUCGCUGGUCCCAUCCCCAACUCAGUUUCAAACCUGGCUCAACUGGAGAGGUUUGAUAUAUCAAGAAACCAGAUAACAGGCACCAUCCCCACAAGUUUGGGGUUGCUGGUGAAGCUUCAAUGGCUUGACGUGUCCAUCAAUGGGCUCACUGGAAAGAUUCCAAACAGCCUACUGGGGAUUGAACGUCUCAAGCACGCAAGCUUCAGGGCAAACAGGUUGUGUGGGGAGAUCCCACAAGGGAGACCAUUUAACAUUUUUCCUGCAGCUGCCUAUCUGCACAAUUUGUGCCUUUGUGGCAAGCCUAUGCCACCUUGCAGGCAGAGCCAGUAAGAAGCUGACUCGGGUGCAGGAGCAGGAGCAGGAGCAGCCCAUACCAUAUCACCAGUUUCAUUGAGACAUGAUCAUAAAUUAAUAUAGGAAAUAGGAUGUCUACUGCAAUUGUAACUUGCAACUUGCAAGAGCCAAGCCCAGCCAAGAGAUAGUCACUUAUUAUCUGUUUCUUUUUACAUGAUUAUCCUAUUCAUUUUAAAUUUAAGAAACCUUGUUUCC